Molecule: messenger RNA, 567 nt
Organism: Pestalotiopsis fici W106-1
Lineage: Eukaryota; Fungi; Ascomycota; Sordariomycetes; Amphisphaeriales; Sporocadaceae
Exons: 1
Coding region: 1-567 (188 amino acids)
Source: RefSeq, a predicted model, not a curated record
AUGUCCUCCCCUCCUUACCAGCGACGAGGCCGCGGUCGCCACUGGACCAACUUUGAGCUCGACGCCGUUCUUGCCCUCAUCUGCAAGGGCCAUCACCUCAAGGGCAGCUCUCUCGGCUUUGCCACCAAGCUGAACGAGGCCCUCAACGGCCGCGGCAACAAGAGCCGCUACGACCAGGACAUCCCCGUCGACGACGUGCGCGACCUGCUUGCCGACCUGGAGAAGCAUCACAAGGCUGCUCUGGAUUUCAUUGAGCGCCAGCCCUGGCCGCACGUUAUUACCCGCAAGAAGAAGCUCGUCUUUCUGCGCAGCCUGGACUUUGGCGGAUCCAAAGACGAGUUUCUCGAUGAGCGUUGCGAUGAGUGGCUGGAUGCUCGCCGCGAUGGGGAGCAGCAGCAGGCCAUGGGCAAGCAAAUGACUGCUGACCUGGAUCACGGUCAGGAUUCUGCACAGUACUUUGGCCAGGACAACCAUAGCAACAAUCCUUGGAUGCCUUCCACCGCCGCCGACGGUAACAACAACAACAAGUCGGGAGAAGACCACUGGUACUCGUCACGCGGCAACUGA